Hibiscus syriacus is the source of this 659-nucleotide messenger RNA. RefSeq lists its product as uncharacterized. The record is from RefSeq and is a predicted model, not a curated record. Lineage: Eukaryota; Viridiplantae; Streptophyta; Magnoliopsida; Malvales; Malvaceae. Bases 19 to 609 code for a protein of 196 amino acids. The transcript has 2 exons.
UCUUUUUACAGAACCAAAAUGAAUCAGUUGUUGGAUUCUCCAAUCGAAUCUUUAGCAUUUAACUAUGUAAGCUUUGGGAUUUUCACGGUUGGCAAUAAUCUCUGGACGUGGAUCGCUGUUGUCACGGCUGCGCUUAGUUUCUGGAAGAUCAGAGCAGCCGCCGGAGCCGUCGUUUCAUCAGGGUAUGUUCAAAGCAACGACCCGAAACCGUCGACGUCCAUUUCCGACGAGUCUCCACCGGUUCCCGAACCCGAUAGCGAGCAGCCGACCCCUUCAUCUUCGGUCGUGGAUACGAGCGUUUCGCCGUUAGUUUGCAGAGGAGAAGUGGUGACCAGAGGGAAGUUUAAGCUGACUGUUUAUUUCGACGAUGACGGAGAAGAGAGUGACGUAGACGUCGACGAUGGUGGAGUGAGGGUAACGGGACGGAGUGACGGCGGUGGCGGCGACUGUAACGAAUGGUGGGAGAGCUGGGAAGGAGUGUUGAAGUUGAGGAACGGGGAAACGGGGUGGUACCGUCAUCAGGAUUUGUCGGCGUUAAACGGCAACGUCGUUAGGUUAUGGGAUGAAUCAUGCAAGUGUAGGACAAAAGCUCAAGCUGUUGUGCUGUAACGAUGGCUGGUUGUGGUGGCAUUUUAGGAAUAAUAAUAAUAAUAAUAAUU